Messenger RNA from Notothenia coriiceps (black rockcod), 3927 nucleotides. RefSeq names its product ORM1-like protein 3. The coding region runs from base 394 to 855 and encodes 153 amino acids. The record is from RefSeq and is a predicted model, not a curated record. Gene Ontology annotation, cellular component: endoplasmic reticulum membrane. The transcript is spliced from 4 exons. NCBI's taxonomy places the organism in Eukaryota, Metazoa, Chordata, Actinopteri, Perciformes, Nototheniidae.
AGCGAAUAGCGGUGACGUUACAUCGUGAACUUUGCUGUGUUGUCACCAGCUGUUGUCUGGAAGACGAAGAGAAAAAUUGGAAGUGUGUCUCCAUUGAUAGUGAGCCUCCACGAGCACACCCUCAGCGCUAAGCAGCAAGUUUGAAGCCGAAAGAUGGUCGCCGGAUGACUGAUGAAAGCCCUGGAGCCUCGCUGGUCCCCCGGUUAUAGAACCAGUUACAUAACUGAAGGCAUCGAUAAGACAAAAACUGUGAUAACGGACUAGUGCCAAUACAGGUCAGAGUUGAAACCAUUUUUCUCUGCUUAGACAGAUAGUCACGCCAGCUUGGGUCAAACUAAGACCGUUUGUACGAUUAUACGGUAGGUAGAGCGCUCUGAGUAGACAGACGCCAUCAUGAACGUGGGCACGGCGCACAGCGAGGUGAACCCCAACACCCGAGUGAUGAACAGCAGAGGAAUGUGGCUGACUUACAUCCUGGGCAUCGGCCUCCUGCACGUCAUCAUACUCAGCAUUCCCUUCGCCAGCGUGCCCGUGGUCUGGACCCUCACCAACCUCAUUCACAAUCUGUGCAUGUACCUGCUUCUCCACACGGUCAAAGGGACGCCGUUUGAGACCCCAGAUCAGGGCAAGGCUCGCCUCCUCACAUACUGGGAGCAGAUGGACUAUGGGGUGCAGUUCACUGCAUCACGCAAGUUCCUCACCAUCACACCUAUUGUCCUGUACAUACUAACCAGCUUCUACACCAAGUACGAUCGGGUCCAUUUUGUGGUCAACACUGUUUCCUUGCUCACUGUCCUCAUCCCAAAGCUGCCCCAGCUGCACGGCGUGAGGAUCUUUGGGAUUAAUAAGUACUGACAAGGCUGAAGAGGACUCCUCCUUCCCCUAAAGUCCCCGUGGACUGCUGAGAGCACACAGAGUAUCAGGCCUCGGAUUUGGCUGCAGAUCCACAAAGAUCCGUGUCUCUCUGGCUCCAGACUCUGCUGAGCAGCACUCUAAAUGAAGCCUAGUGGGGAUACUUCCAUGGUACCAAACCCCUGGAAAGAGACACAAUAUACUUUUCAGAGAAGGGAAAGUGUGCUGUUGUGAUUGUUGGCAGACAAUUUUCUUUUGAGGUACAGGUUUUUCUGAGACUCUUUGUAAAAAAGGGUGUAUUGUGAUCCUUUUUUUUUGCUGAAACUAUGUCAGAGGCAGACGACAAUGUAGAAACAAUUUGAUGUGCCAUUUCACACCCACUGGCGCACUUAGGCUGUAAUCAAAAAGUUAUUUUGUAGGUAAUGAUACACUGCUGUAUUUAUUCAGCUGCACUCCAACAAGAAGCUUCCUUUUUCUUGAGGUUUCUGGCCUUAGAGGAGAGUAGCAAUACUUUAAAGAAACACUAAGGAGGCGAGGCACGGGAAACCACAAGGUUUUAUAUUUAGCCCCUUGCUGUUCUGGGCCAAGAAUGGGCGGUUAUUACAACACUUAUUUUUAUCUGACCAUUUCCAUAUUUGGUCUCCUCUUGUCCUGGUUUUCGUCACGGUAAGCCUCCCCCUGCAGAGACAUCUGGCCUGAGUGCAGAAAGUAUGCACAAGAGCAUUCUUUUGAUUCAACAAAAUCCUGGAAUUUAGGUUAAAGGAUUAUUAUACUUAGUAGUACAUAGUUACAUGUACUCAUACUUGUAAUUAAAAGUCUCAGGACCCAUGACAUUAGCAUGGGCCUGUGUGGCUGCAUCUUAGUUUGUAAUCCAGACUCAAAAUACACACUGGGUUACCAUUUUAUGAGGUACGCCUGAACAAUCAAAUUCCUUAAAAUAGUAGCUCCAGUAGAUAAGUAAGGGGCAGAAUGUUAGAAAUCACUCAAAAUGUAAUCUCUUUUUUUGGGAUCAAAGAGAUUUCAGUUAUACUGAAGUAUGUGCUAAAGGGAUUCUGAGUUAUGUUACAAAGUUGUUGUUGUUGUUGUUGAGAGAAUGUCUAAAAGGUAACAUUUGACUGUUAAUUUCAAAUGUUUAGGAAACAUUUUUAUAUAAAAAGUUGUACCAUUUGCUAGUGUAAUGCAUGUGUAGCAUCCAUGAAGCAUGUCAUCAUGGCAGUUCUUAUCUUUAGUUAGUCGAUUAGAAUUUAACGUGAAGGGAUAAUAUUAAAUUGUUGGGAAAACUACAAUUAGAUUAUUUAAUGAUAGCCAAAACUGUAUAGACAUAAAGAAAAUGUUAUAUUAAUUGUUAACUCUCCUACAAAUGAAAAACAAUUUUUUGUAGAAUAUUCCAAAAUAGCUAAAUAUGUUCUUUUUGAAUUGAAAAUUCAUUUUUGAAUUAUGUUUACAGAUUUUAGCCCUAAUAUAAGGUGGACGACAAGUGCAAACGCGCUACACGGCCCAAAACAUCUCCAUUAGGGGAGAAACGCCCUGCAUUUUCAAUAACGCAAAAGCAUUUAUAAAACAUUCCCCUACUUCACUACGUCACACUGCAAAUACAAAAUGCUAGAAGCUAAAAACCGACAGAAACUGGGACACUAAAAAGUGAUGCACACAGCGGGGAUCGGAGCACUUGUUGACAUUUGGAGAUUAUAAAGUUAGAAAUAAACGUUGCGCAUGUUUCGUCAAGUUGGUGACGAUGUUCCUUCGUUUGCAUGUGUUAUGGCACAUUUGUGUUUGUUUUUGAAAGUGGGUUUCGCCUAAUGGAAGUGUUUUUGGCCACUAACGCGUUUGCACCUGUUGGCCACAAUACAAACAGUGUUGGCCUCACAUCAUUCUCCCAGUAGUAGUAAGAGCAGUAAGCAGCAUGUUGAUGUAACUGACAGUGGCAGCAGAAGUAGUAGAGGUGACAAUACCAGUUUCAAUUAUUGCGAUCCAUGAUGUUUAAUAUGAAUUAGCGCUGAACUAGAAACAGUUCUAUUCAGCUUUUUCUUUAAGCAAAUUGAUGUAAUGAAUUGGCAUCAUUUAGAAUUGAGGCUUUGAUCCAACCAAAUGGGACCAAAGAAUUGGAGUUGUAAAUACUUAUCUGCUGCAGCUGCCAGCAUCAUGAUGUCUAGAAAUGUUCACCAUAAAGGGCUUUGCUUUAACGACAUGCUUUCAUAUUUGAUACUGCAUUUUUCAUGUUUUUCUUUUUUAGGACAGCUGUUUAUUUAAAAAAAAGGUUGAAUUGAAUGUUAAAUGUGAGACAGUGUCUUUGGUUUGUAUCAGUGUUUUUGAAGGAAAUGUCAAUGUGAUGCUCUGAAAGAGUGCUUGACCCAAAAUACAGUAUUUUUUAAAUAUCACCUUAAAAUUCUUUAUUGCUGCUUUUGUAUUUUUUAGUGCCUGAGGUUGUAUUUAAAGGAAAUGGACGAGAAAUGCUAGAUUUAUUAAUAUAUCUGCCAAGAAUGUUUGGUUUUAUGUUCCGAUUGUUUGUCAGCAGGAUUUUGGGAGGUACAGUACAACCGGCCCGUUUUCUUGUUGGAAGAGCGUAGCAUGGGCCAAGGAAGAGCUGAUCUGAAUCACAGGUGCGGAAAACUGUUGCACCGGCCUUGGCUGAGUGCCCGUCUAGGUUAGACACAUCCACUUCUCUGCUUUGUUGGUUAAUAGUUGGUGAAAGCCUGGACUUUGAAACCUGUAGGAGCCUCCUGCCUUUUUCUGUUUCCUUUAUUAGUAAAAAUCUUGAAGGUUCAGCAUGAAAUUGAUAGAUUUAAAGAUCUGAUGGGGCGCUGUUUAUCUUAACUCCCAGGCUUUAUCUAGAACAUAGGGAAAUUGAGUUGAAGCGUUUGUUUCUAAAAGUUAGGUCCUUUUUUAACAUUACAUCCAAGAAUUAAGCUUUUAUUGAGGCCGACUUUUAGUAAUUUACCUAAUAAAAGUAAAAUCUUGUUCUUCAAUUUCGCAAACAGUAAUCGUGUGACAGAAAUGUGCUUUUACAAAACAAAAAAAGGCAUUCUUUUUUUAAGUGUGCACAAUGAGACAGUCUUUCAAUACUUCAGUAGACAA